Messenger RNA from Penicillium chermesinum, 636 nucleotides. Its product is annotated as putative SNF7 family protein Fti1/Did2. Gene Ontology annotation, biological process: protein transport; endosome transport via multivesicular body sorting pathway; late endosome to vacuole transport. Bases 1 to 636 code for a protein of 211 amino acids. Gene Ontology annotation, cellular component: ESCRT III complex; multivesicular body. The transcript is spliced from 2 exons. The record is from RefSeq and is a predicted model, not a curated record. NCBI's taxonomy places the organism in Eukaryota, Fungi, Ascomycota, Eurotiomycetes, Eurotiales, Aspergillaceae.
AUGGUUCGCAAAGAUCCGAUCUUCGAAGCCCGCACAAAUGUCAAGCUUCACUCCAACCGCCUCAAAAAGGAGGCCGCGCGCGCUGAGGCCACCUUCAAGUCUGAAAAAGCCAAGGCCGAUAAAGCUAUGAAGAACCGCGAAUUCCAAAUCGCCCGCAUCCACGCCGCCUCCGCUGUCCGCGAGAAGCGUCGCCAGGUCACCCUCAAAUCCGAAGCCGCCCGCGCAGACGUCAUAAUCAACGAGCUGAAGGCUGCACAGAGCACACGCGAUACCUCGCGGACGCUGGCGAUGGCUUCGCGAGGUCUAGACGCCGCAUCGAAGAGCGUGAACCUGGAGCACCUUGUUUCGCACGCGAAUAAUUUCCUGGCCCGGUCGGAGGACUUUAAAAUCGCCAGUAGUGCUAUCGAGGAUGUUGCACAGGGAGUGUCAAUGCAGGAAUACGGAGCGGAGGGCGAGACGGAGGUUGAUCGACUGAUGGAGCAGUUGGCUGAUGACGCCGGCGUUGAUAUGCGGAUGGCGCUCGAGGAGGGUAAGGCACCAGAGCAUGAGGUGAAAGAGCAGCAGCCUGUCAAGGCUGAUGCGGAAGCUGAGGAUGGACUUGGUGCAAGGUUGCGGGCACUACGGGCUGCGAACUAA